AUGUGCAAUGGACUUUGCCAUUUGAAAGAGCUAAUCAAUAAUUUUUUUGAAUUCUGGGAAACAACUAGCAUAACAAUGAUACAAAAUCAAACAAGUCCCAUUUGCAGUCAAUGUGCACUAUCACAUAACAUCCAUACUAACUAUUAUCUUAAUAGCUCUGGUGGGACACUCGCAACUGCAGGCCCAGUAGGAAUGUUUUUGGCAUAUAUACUUGUGGGACUUGUUAUAUCGACCAAUCAAAUAUGUGCUCUUGAAGUUGCUACUCUUUGUCCAAUAACAGGUGGGAACUUCAUUCAUUGUCUGUAUUUCUUAGACAAAGCUGCUGGGUUUGCUUUAGGAUAUGUACAUCUUUAUUCAUCAAUAAUGCCAAGUGAAUUAUCUGCUGCUAGUGUUGUGGUAUCAUUUUGGACAGAUUUAAAUCCUGCUAUUUUCAUAUCCAUCUUUAUUGUUGUUAUUGUAGCUGUGAAUUCAUAUAAUGUCAAAUGGUAUGGUGAAAUUGAAUUUGGAUUUGGAAUUUUAAAACUUCUUUUAGUUUUGGGUUUGAUUCUAGUUGGAUUAGUUAUUGAUUUAGGUGGUGCUCCAAAUAAUGAUCGUCUUGGAUUUAGAUAUUGGAAAACUCCGGGACCAUUUGCAGAAAGAUACACUACUGGAUCAUUAGGAAGAUUUCUAGCAUUUUGGAAAUGUGUCUCAUCAACUGUAUAUGCAUUUGGAGGUGCUCAAACAUCUGCAUUUCUUGCUGGUGAAACUGAAUAUCCACGUAGAUCAAUCAAUCGUGCCAUGAAAAGAAUUAUGAUUAGGGUUGUUAUUUUGUAUUGGCUCGCAAUUUUCAUUCUUUCAUUAAUUGUUCCUUUUAAUGACAAACAAAUAGCUAGUCCAACUGGUAAUGCAUCUGGUUCUGCAUGGGUUAUUGCAGUUGAAAGAUCAGGUAUUAAAGUAUUACCCCAUAUUAUCAAUGCCAUUGUUAUGACUUCAGCUUUAUCAGCGGCAAAUUUGGGUAUAAUAAAUGCCAGUCGUACUUUAUAUAGUUUAGCAUCACUUGGUCAGGCCCCAAAGAUUUUCUUAAAAGUGAACAAACAUGGUUUACCUUGGGUUGGUGUUAUAUUUGGAUGUGCAUUUUUACCAUUAGCAUAUAUGUCAGUUAGUGAGACAAGUGCAGAAGUAUUCAGUUGGUUUCAAAACAUCACAUCAUCUAAUCUUUUACUUAAUUGGAUAACUUAUUCUGCUUUACAUAUUGCUUUGAAUUGUGCCCUUAAAGUUCAAGGAUUCUCAAGAAAAGAUUUACCAUAUAGUAUUCCUGGAGGACAAUAUGCUGGUCCUAUUUCAUUGUUUUUCUCCGCUUUGUUUUUAAUAACUGGUGGGUUUUCAGUAUUCAUUCAUGGGUAUUGGAAAUUUGCCAAUUUCUUUAGUUCUUAUUUCACUAUUCCUUUAUAUAUUGGAUUGUUCAUAUUUGCUAAACUUUGGUACAAAACAAAAUAUAUCAAACCAUCAGAAGUGAAAUUGAAAGCUAUGUUUUAUGAUGUUCAAGCAAGACCCGAACCACCUUAUGAGAAAUUAACCGGAUGGAAAUGGAUCACUGUGUUAUGGUCAUAG
Molecule: messenger RNA, 1590 nt
Organism: Candida tropicalis MYA-3404
Lineage: Eukaryota; Fungi; Ascomycota; Pichiomycetes; Serinales; Debaryomycetaceae
Exons: 1
Coding region: 1-1590 (529 amino acids)
Biological process (GO): amino acid transmembrane transport
Cellular component (GO): membrane
Molecular function (GO): amino acid transmembrane transporter activity
Source: RefSeq, a predicted model, not a curated record